GACAAGACAGAGCAGUGCCGUGAGGAGCCCCCGCACAGCGCACUCGUUCAUGUCUGACCCGGAGCUUUUCCCAGGCGUUAUUCCUGCAGCUGACCUUGAGGCCAGACCACAGGACUUGCUGACCUGUGGCCUUCCCGAGGCUUCUCUUCUGCAGGAGCCUUUGAGACCAGAGUGCAGGACUUGCUGUCCUGUAGCCUUCCUGAGGCUUCUCUCUUGAAGGUGCCUUCCAGGCACGACUGCAGGACUUGCUGACUCGGAGCUUUUCCGAGGCAUCUCUCCUGCAAGUACCCACAAAUCCAGUCACUGCCAUGGAGCAGAGACCCCCGAGAGUGCCCAAGCUGGCCUGGGUGGAGGAGGAGGAAGAAGUCCCGGGAGCUGCCCCAGUAGAGGAGAUCGCAGAGGUGGUGCCAUUUGAGCCACUGCAGGAGGAUGCAGCCGUGGACCGCACACAAGAGCAGGACCCCGCCCGUGGCCUCUUCCGCAGAACAGCGCAGCUGGUUUGCAAAUUCAUCAAGAGGAUUCAGGAGGAAGAGACCAGCACCAUGGGCACAGGGUUCAGAGCAUAUUCACACAUCUUCAAAACCAAGACCUGUGCUGCCCUGCUGGAUAUGCUCGUAGAGGAGGGGUUUUGCAAUCCAAAGCAAGUAAGCAGCCUGUGGCCAGGCUUUGAUCCUCCCAGGAAUUGCUUGGCCUCCCAUGCCACGCCUGCUGGUCACUGGAAGCCUUUGAGGCCAUGGCAGUGUGGUGGCAAGGGAAGCACUUCUCCGGGGAAGCUGGAGACAUUCCUCCCUCUGGCAGCUUUCCAAGUCUCCCCGUGCCUUCUCCAGCUGCCCGCCAUGGUGAGGUACAUCCACCAGUGGCUCAUGGCCAAUCAGUUUGCUGAGCACAGGCUGAACAGGGCCCUGCUGGAUCUCACCAAAGAACAGCCUGCUGACGUAGUAAUGACGCUCCUGCGUGUGGCCCCAUCCUGUGACAGAGCUGCUUUCACCAUGUGGAAGAGCAUCAUGUGCUCGCCCAGGACUGCGGAGCCGGUGCAGCUGAUACUCCUCGAUGUGCUGGGGAGCUGGCCAGAGCACAGCAUGUGCACCUCUGAUGGGGACAAAACGGGUGUCUUUGUCCUGGCUGCAACUGUGGUGAUGUGGAAGAUCCUCCAGGUGCCCAGUGUCCCACAUAUGGUGACAGUGUAUUUCCCCCGCCUAUUGGUGCAUCUGCUCUUCCAAUUGUUCUUCAGCACUCUGGAUAUGCCACAGGAGGUCGAUACCUUCUGGAAGGGAUGCCAGCAGCAAUAUGGCCUUGCCACCAGCCCCAACAGGUUUGCAGUGCAGACCCUGAAGUCCCUGCUCUGCCAAAUGCAGCACGAGGAUGUGGUGGUGGCAAUGGAACGCAAGUGUGGCUGGGACACGCUGCUGUGUGCUGACACCCACCACUAUGCCGUGGGUCUGCUGGCCAGGGAGAUAUCCCGUGUCUCCAUCCCCUUGUGCUCCCGCAUCGCUCGCUACCUGCUCCGGCUGCUCAGCACACAGGAGCCACGCUGGGAGCUGCCUGCCCUGGCGUUCCUUGUGGAGGUCCUCGAGUGCCUGAACUUGAAUGAACACGGUGCUAACAGAGUCCUGCAAAUCUUGUCAAGGCACCUGAGGAGCGAGUGCAAGGACAGGCAUUGCCUGGCGCUCAGGGCCCUUCUCAAGCUCAUUGAUGAUCCCUCAAUGAGGGAAAAAAUGUGGAGCCUGACUGAAAGUCUUGUGGAGCUCCUGUGCGACGCAGAUGGAGAGAUAGUUAGCAUGACAGUCAUGCUCCUCAGCUUUAUCUUCUGGGACAAGGACAUGCUGAUAGCCAGCCCCAUCGCACUGCAGCUGGUUGAGGCGCUCCUGCCACUCUUUGACCACGACAAUAGCCAGGUGCAGCUGCUCUCCAUACAGCUCUUCAUAGCAUUGCUGUCUCUUCCACUGGAAAAGGAUGAAAAGGCCCUGAAGACACACGUGCGCCAGAGCCUGUUGCCACUCUUCUUCCACUGCCAUGAUGAGAAUCGGCGUGUGGCACAGGUUUCUCAGGAAAUGCUGCUUUGUGUGGCCCAGUUCCUGCAGAGGAGGGACCUUGAAAAAGUUGUGAGGAACAAGAAGCUGUGGAAGUUCACCGAGUGCCUGCUGGCAGACCACAGCAGCAGAGCGGCCGAGCACCUGCACCGGGCCCUGCCCUACCUGGAGAGCCCACAGGAGCCCCUGCCAGAGGCGGCCAUCAGGUUCCUGGGGAUUGCCGGGCGGCAGCUGAGAGGGAAGAAGGAAGAGCUCCAGCUCAUCUGUGAGGCCCUUGAAAGCAUGGCAAAUGACAUCAGCGUCGCCGUCGGAAGCCUGGCAAUUCAAACUUUGUACAUCCUCCAGGCAGUAGAGAGAGCUCGAUAUUCCAUCUUCGACAGCCUGCAUGAUCAGCUCCGCAGGGCAUGGAGGACACGGCCUCGUCUGUUGGGGCUUGGCUGGCUGCGCUGCUGGAGCUCUGCAGAGAGCUGAUCCCAGAGGCUCUGUCUGCUGGGGCCACCUGAGCCAGCAGGAAUGUUUCAUUUUUUUUAAGAUUUUCUUUCCUUCUUUUUGUUUUUCUUUAGCACAUAAAUAUAGGAUGUGUUGUAAUAGACAGAU
This is a messenger RNA of Vidua chalybeata, 2627 nucleotides long. RefSeq lists its product as uncharacterized. Gene Ontology annotation, cellular component: cytoplasm. The transcript is spliced from 15 exons. Lineage: Eukaryota; Metazoa; Chordata; Aves; Passeriformes; Viduidae. The record is from RefSeq and is a predicted model, not a curated record. Bases 309 to 2501 code for a protein of 730 amino acids.